This is a messenger RNA of Pogonomyrmex barbatus (red harvester ant), 1745 nucleotides long. RefSeq names its product alaserpin. Lineage: Eukaryota; Metazoa; Arthropoda; Insecta; Hymenoptera; Formicidae. The record is from RefSeq and is a predicted model, not a curated record. Gene Ontology annotation, molecular function: serine-type endopeptidase inhibitor activity.
GGCAUGGUGGACGAGUGGGUGUAAAGCGCAAGAGCGACGAUUCACAGGACGAUUCGUCAGUUGUGUUUGAACAAAUCCCGCAAAAAUCGCCAAGCACCGGAAGUUCGGCAUUUGCUGGCAUUCUCGAUUGUACAAAGAAGCUUUUUGGCAUUUUGCCUGUUUGCAUCAGCCAUGGCCCAACCAACUGGAACCGAUUUGGCCCUUCAAGCCGUUUCCCAAGGUGCUCAUUUGUUCUCGACUAAUUUCGUCAAGACGGUUGCACAAGAACAAGAAGGCAAUUUGAUAUGUUCUCCCUUGAGUGCCAACAUCGCCUUAAGUAUGGCUGCUAACGGCGCUGCUGGAACUACCGAAGCACAAUUUAAAGAUGUUCUCAAAUUACCAUCCACGAAAACACAGACUUUAGAAGGCUAUCAGAAUCUCAUUGAUAAAUUGAAUGAUGUUAAAAAUGUUACUUUAAAAUUAGCUAACAAGCUAUUUGUCGGCAAAGAUUUCCCGGUGAAAUCUGAAUACAAGCAGGAUCUUCAGACGUACUAUCAUUCUGAUAUUCAGACGGUAGACUUCACUAAAAAGGAAGAAGCCGCGGGUACCAUUAAUACCUGGUGCAAGGAAAAGACUAACAAUCGCAUCGACAACAUCAUUCAACCCAAUGAAGUGGAUCCUUCCACUGCACUGGUGCUGGCAAACGCAGUAUACUUCAAAGGCAAAUGGGCUAAAGAAUUUGAUCCUAAAGCUACCACAGAUCAUCCAUUCCAUAUUGAUGCCAACACCGUAAAGCAAGUUCCUACCAUGUACAGAAAGGGCAACUACAAAUACGCCGAAUUACCGGAAUACGAUGCUAAAUGUAUCGAACUGCCAUACGCGGAUAAAGACAUCAGCAUGGUGAUUAUCCUACCCAAUAAAAUCGACGGUCUCGCUGCGCUGACUGAGAAACUUGAAUUAGUUAGCGCGGAAUGCAGCACUCGUCUUGCCCAAACAUACGAACGAGAAGUUCAAGUGUAUCUGCCCAAGUUCAAGACCGAGACUAAGUUGGAUCUUGGAAAUACAUUAUCUCAGAAGAUGGGUCUUUCUGAGCCAUUCAGCAAUGGCGCCAAUUUUAAUGGCAUCUCCAAUGUACCUUUGAAAAUUGAUAAAGUCGUGCAGAAGGCUUUCAUCGAGGUUAAUGAGGAGGGUAGCGAGGCGGCCGCCGUCACUGGAAUCACGAUCUUCAAAAUGAUGAUCUAUCAACUCUUCGCGAUCGAUCGUCCAUUUUUCUAUAAUAUCAUCAAAUUAGUCGAUGGGGAAGCGCCUUUGUUGCUCUUUAAUGGACGUAUCAUCGAUCCGCAAUAACAUUCUUUCCAACGUGCUCUAUCAUUAUUAUUAUCAAAUAAUGUUAUCAAUAUUCAAAUAUUCUGUGAGAGCUUUCAACAAUCUUCUGAUGAAUUCAAUAGAAAAUUUAUUUCAAUUCGUCGUACCUUUGAACUUGACUGCAACGCAUCAAGUACUACUAACUUAGCUUUAUAAGUUGAUUUAAAUAUAUACGAGGGUAAUUGAAUUAAAAUUAAUCAGUUGACGAAAUCAAUCAGAAGUAUCGUCAUUGAUUUAUUAUUGAUACUCAAUUAUUAAAGGAGUUAAAGAGAAAAAUAAAAACAUAAUAAAUAACACAAUCAAACAGUUGCAUCGCAUUGAGAGAGGGAUGUCUAAAAAAUAUUCAACCAUAAAGUUGAAAUUCAUUAAUGCUGCAUGUAUGGGAUAAAUAAAAAAAAAAA